UAGCUCGUAGCUCGUUAGGCACGAACAACAUGUCGUUUGAGAACUGGUGAGCAGUUGAUUAGGUUUUCAAUUUUCAUCCAGGGAGAAUCGUCCCGCCUCCCUCGUAAAAUGGCAAUUCGAUUGAAUUGACGGUACAUUCAGCAGUAAGAUUUCUCCGUAGUUCUUCAUUUUCUGUGUCAAUUGUGAGAAGAAAAUGGACAUAGCUCUGUUUUCGCCGUCGUCACUUUUCCCCGACGACGAUGACGAAUCUUCUAUUGAUGCGGGGACUUCAGACACGCUGCAGAGCUAUGAGGAAAGGAAGCAUCAAUUUCCUGGAAUGGAGUUGGUUAUUCGAGAGUUUUCAUUUCAUCAGCUGAAUGCGAAUUUGCUCUGGCCGGGGACCUUUGCAUUUGCAGAAUGGUUGGUUCAAAACUCAUCUUGGAUCCAAGGACAAAGAUGUAUUGAAUUGGGAAGUGGCACUGGUUCAUUGGCAAUCUUUCUACGAAAAUCAUUUGAUCUUGAUAUCACAACAUCAGAUUAUGAUGAUCAGGAAAUUGAAGAGAACAUCGCCUAUAAUUGCAGGGUGAAUGGAAUCACACCUGCCCUUCCUCACGUUAAGCAUACAUGGGGAGAGAACUUUCCAAUUAGUGAUCCUGACUGGGACCUUGUCAUUGCCAGCGAUAUUUUACUGUAUGUGAAACAAUAUCCAAACUUGAUAAAAACGCUAUCAUAUCUUCUCAAGCGAAAAUACAACAAAACAGAUUCUCUGUCUGCCAUUGGAAGUGAUGAGGCUGCAGGUGCAACCAUGGCUCAGCCAAUGUUUCUAAUGAGCUGGAGGCGCAGAAUUGGAAAGGAGGAUGAAUUGCUCUUCUUCACUGGGUGCGAAAAUGCAGGCCUUGAAGUAAAACAUUUGGGGUCCCGCGUCUAUUGCAUCAAAUCAAUGGAGUAAAAUUUUUAUACAAGUUAGUAAAUUACAUAUGUUCGAAAUACUUAAAAAGUGCUUUUCAGGUGUAAAAAGAUGCCUUUUCUGAAAAGUUUAGGUCAGUUGUGUAACUGUUUUUUAUUCUUAUUUUUGAAAAUUAAGUCUAUAGACACUAUUAUUUCCUCUAAA
Molecule: messenger RNA, 1090 nt
Organism: Benincasa hispida (wax gourd)
Lineage: Eukaryota; Viridiplantae; Streptophyta; Magnoliopsida; Cucurbitales; Cucurbitaceae
Product: S-adenosyl-L-methionine-dependent methyltransferases superfamily protein
Source: RefSeq, a predicted model, not a curated record